Planococcus citri (citrus mealybug) is the source of this 3196-nucleotide messenger RNA. RefSeq names its product alpha-glucosidase-like. Lineage: Eukaryota; Metazoa; Arthropoda; Insecta; Hemiptera; Pseudococcidae. Bases 156 to 1883 code for a protein of 575 amino acids. The transcript has 10 exons. Gene Ontology annotation, biological process: carbohydrate metabolic process. The record is from RefSeq and is a predicted model, not a curated record.
CAAUUAAGUAUAAAGGCUAAGCGCAUAAGUACAUAUCAUCCAUCUAAUUUGGCUACUUGUUAGUUGAUAUAUGUAUAAAUUUUAAAAAAUUUAUGAUGGAAAUAGUAUGAAAUUAAUAUUGAAAUUGAAGCGUAUACCGGAUCAAUUUUACAGAAAUGAAAAACUUUUUGAUAAUUCUGUGUGCGUUUCAAAUUUGUUACGGUCAUAUCGAUAAAACAUGGUGGAAACACACAAUUUUGUACGAAAUAUUUCUGCAAUCUUUCAAAGAUGGAAAUGGAGAUGGGAUAGGUGACAUCAAAGGAUUAAUUUCAAAACUCGAUCAUUUUGUGGAUUUGGGGAUCGAAACGGUGUAUAUUUCUCCACAUUACGAGUCUCCCAUGGUUGACAGCGGAUACGAUGUGGCUAAUUUCACAAAUGUUAAUCCAAUGUUCGGAACGAUGCAAGAUUUUGAUACUUUGAUAAAGCAAAUGAAAAAAAGAAAAUUAAAGUUGAUGAUAGACAUGGUGAUUAAUCAUAGCAGCGAUAAAAAUCCUUGGUUUGCGAAGUCAAUAAACAAGGAAGAUCCUUACACAGAUUAUUAUGUGUGGAAAGAUCCAAAAGGAUACGAUUUAAAUGGGAAACCGAUACCGCCAAAUAAUUGGGUAAGCAUUUUUAGUGGACCUGCUUGGACGUGGAAUGCGAAAAGAAAGCAGUUCUAUUUUCACCAAUUUUCCCCGGAACAGCCAGACUUCAAUUUUCGCAACGAUUUAUUAAAAGAUGAAAUAAAGAAAAUAUUUAAAUUUUGGUUCGAUAAAGGAGUGGCUGGAUUUAGAUUGGAUGCGGUAAAAUUUCUAAUGGAAGAUGCCCUAUUCAGAGAUGAACCAGUCUCCUCUCCUGAAAUCACAGUGCCGUAUAAAGAUUCGGAUGUAAUUCAUAUUCAUACCAGGAGUCUAUGGGAAAGUUAUGAGAUUCUUCACGAAUUGCGAACAUAUACCGAGGAAAUCACCAAAAAAUUUAAGGAUUAUGAAAGAAUUCUAACUUCAGAAUCGUAUCACAAAUCAAAAAAAUUUCUGUAUCAAUAUUAUGGUUCAGAAAAUUACAGAAUAAUGCAUUUCCCUUUCAAUUUUGCCUUGGUGUUGAGUGCUCAAUACGAAAAUGCUACAUUUUUCCACGACAAAAUCAACGAAUAUCUUGAAGGCUUACCUGAGGAGGCUACACCUUGUUGGAACUCAGAAAAUCACGAUAAGCUUCGAAAAGGAACUUUGCUGAACGAAGAAUAUGGAUUCAUUUUCACCACAAUGGUGAUGAUGUUGCCAGGAGUGGCUUAUCUCUACUAUGGGCAAGAAAUAGGUCUGUCUGGAUCUAAAAUCCGACCUGAUCAAAUCGUCAACAAAUUCGAAGACGAAUUCACCAAAACAGGGCGAGAUUCUUCAAGGCAACCAAUGCUAUGGGAUGAUACGUUGAAUGCUGGAUUUUCCAAUAAUCGUGUUCCAUUCCUACCUGUGAAUCCCAAUUACUGGAGAAUUAACGCAGACACUCAAAAAAACACAGAAAACAGCUAUUACAACAUGUUUAAAAAGAUGUCAAAAUUGCGUAAAACUAGUACAAUUAAACAUGGAGAUUUCAAGUCGUACGUGUUUUCUCAAUGUGUGUUUGGAUUCACCAGGUCAUUGAAGGGUCGAGAAACGUACGUAACAAUUUUCAAUCUAGGCAGCGAAACAGAAUUCGUCGAUGUGCACAACACAGUUGAAAAUUUACCAAAAUUUUUGACCAUAGAGAUGGCAAGUCCGAAUUCUGGAUUAAGUGUUGGAAAAAAGUUACCCUCUGCACAACGAAUUCCGAAGAUUUUGAUAUUGAGGCCGUCCACUGUCGUUAUACUCAGUACGAAGGUGCCAGCGAAGUAGGAAUGAGCUUCGAAUUAGAUCUUUCUUAUUUCAGGCAGCUAUAGCAACAAAGAAGAUUUAUAUUUUAGGUUAUUUAUUAUACUUAAUAUUUAUUACAUAGGGCUAUAAUAGAAUAAUAUUUAGACCAAUGUACUCGAAAUAUUUGGAUUAAUUUCGACUUUAAUAAGUUUUUUCAAAUCAAAACUGUAAAUUUUUUAUUCACUCAUAUCACGCUUUCAGGGUUAAAAAAAAAAUAAGUAGGUAUACCUUACUUACCAAAGUAACCAAUUAACUCAGCAUGUAACUUGUAAGUGAGUACUUGCACUCGGGAAUACGUUGAAAAAAAUAAAAUAAGCAGAUAAUCCGUAUUUAUGAUCAAUUUAUGAAUUCCUUCGCAGAGUGGGUUAAAUUCAAUAAUAUGUUCAAUAAAACUGAUAAUCUUCAUUUCUAUGAAAAUGUGAAUUUUAUGAUACCUAUGUACUCGUCUAUUAAUUUGUUUACUUAUUUACCUACCGUCUUGAAAAAUGAUCUAAAUUUACUAUUUUACAUAGGUAUACCUUCAAAUUAUUCACGUCUUAAUGUCGGGCAUAGGCCUUCUUUAGCCUUCAUCAUUAAUGAUAAUGUCUCUAUUGCGCCUCUCAAUGGCAGAUAUAAUUUCUUUGGGCAGGAAAAGUACCUACAUACAAUGCCAUCUUUAUCCAACCCUCUGUCACUUUGUGGAUCGUCCUUUCUAGACAAGGCAAAUUAGAUUUCAAAUUGGAAAAAAUCUUUUAAAAAGGUUUUUUGCUAAAAUUUUCUUUCGUAUUUCCUAUGUAAAAAUUCUGAAUCAAAUUUUUAUUUUUAAAAAAGAUGCUAUCAUUGGGGCUGCUACGUUUGAAGUUGGUGUUCACGCUAUUGGGUCAUGUUUGGAAUCAUUUUAUAGGGAAUUUGAGGCUGAUUAAUUUUUGUCUGAGUUAUUAAACAAAAUUUUUAGAAUUACCUAUUAGGGCUCAUUUGUAUGAACAACUCUUGACAUUGACGCAUGCCACUCGGAUGACGAAGUAUUUUAUCAAACUUUCGAUAAAAAGCUCGGAUUAUUGAGAACUAAUUUAGAUAUAGCUGAGUAUGAACAUAAAUUCCUUAGAACCUAUAAAUAGACCCAUGUGGUUUUGAUGCACUUUAGGUGUAUUUAUAAAACUUUUAUAGAUGUACUUAUUUAGGUAUAUUAUUGGUAUCACACGAGGGCAAUAAAAUGAUGCUCAAUAGGUGCAAUCUGAAAUUACUUAUCAAGUGCUGAGAAUAUAGAUUUAUUCGUAUAUAAAAAGUAAGCAAUAAAUGUGAUUUUUCAUUCGUGA